AUGUGGACGCCGAAGUUUUUGAAUACAGUGGUGUCUCCUUGUUCCACGCCAUUGUCGUGGACGAAGGUUGAGAGCAACGAAGGCUCUCUAGAUCCUACACCGACUGUUUUCGAACUGACACUUCCUCAUUUUGUUUGGUCGAAAAUAUUCAUAGAUGUUACAAGACGACAAACUCGCCUGGUAGCCGAGACAGCCUACUUCUUCACGAAUAUCUCGCUGGAGUCUUUCAUUACCAAUAUAGACGCAAAAGCCCUCUCGAUGGACGACGAGGAAUUUGAAAAGAACAUGGAAUCCGCAAAAGCCCUUCUUGCCGGCCUCUCUGAGAACUCCGACUACGUGGAUGCUCAAACGAAUCAAACUACCGAACAAACUCCAAACAAACACACCGUGGAUCCAAAAUCCAAAAUUCAAGAAAUCAAAAGUCCAUCUCGUGAAAUUAAAUCUUGGGCUGAGGAAUUACUUGAGAAAGACAGUAAAGUGUUGGAUAAAAUUCCGUCGGUGUCUGAUUUAGAAAACAAGGGCGCAACCGAUCUUUUGAAGGAAGACGAUCCGAACCAGCUUUUUUGGGAUUUCCCUUAUUUGUACUCCGAAGCCGGUGACCUGGCGGUUGGUGAUGUGGAAGAUUUGCUGAGUCAUUAUAAGCGGCUCGUGUUGAAAUACGUUUGCCUUGCUAAAGGUUUGGGAGAGAAAAAUCCAUCUCCUUUGUCCUCUGUGUAUAUAUUUGUGCAGGCAGUUCACUAA
Striga asiatica is the source of this 741-nucleotide messenger RNA. The record is from the annotation of a GenBank genome assembly. Lineage: Eukaryota; Viridiplantae; Streptophyta; Magnoliopsida; Lamiales; Orobanchaceae.